CUCUCCAUUUGAGCAGGUCCACCUGGGCCUCCAGGACCACCUGGGCCUAUGGGUCCUCCUGGCCCGCCUGGGCCUCAGGGGCCUCCCAGAAUAGGGCACCGCAGAGCUCACCUCCAAGCUUCUCAUAAUCAGGGGCUACAUGCAAUCCCAAAUGAUGAAACCUCACCUGUAAAGGAGACAGAAAAACUACACGAGAAGGCUGCCCAAAGGAACGACUGCCUGAUUAAGUCUCUGAUCAACCCCAGAAAUGUGACAAAGAUGAAAACCACAUUUGGCACAUGGAUGAAGGACACCGCUCAGCUGAACGAUGAGCGAAUAUGGGUGGCGGAUCACUUUUCUGGUCGCAUGCUGAAGGAGUACAAAAGCAUUUCCUUCUUCCAGAAGAACAGCAGCGACACCAUAGACGUUAUAAAGUACUAUCAAGGCUGCGGCCACAUCGUUCACAAUGGUUUCUUUUAUUAUCAUGCUGCUGGCACUCCCAGCAUUGCCAAAUUUGACUUCAGCACCAAAAGACUUCAGACUCUCACUAUUGAAAACUCUUUGUACAACAACCUCGCCUACCUGCUCCCCAACUCUAAGACCUACUUCAAGCUGGCAGCAGAUGAGAACGGCCUGUGGCUGAUCUUUGCAUCCAAUGUUGACGAGAGCAUCAUGGUGGCCCAGCUGGACCAGAAGACCUUCUCCGUCACAUCCUACGUGAACACCACCUAUCCUCGCAUCAAAGCCGGCAACGCCUUCAUCGCCUGUGGCGUCCUGUAUGUCACCGACACCAAGGACACCAGAGUCACCUUUGCGUUUGACCUGCUGAAGGGAAAGCCGGUCAAUGUGACCUUUGACCUGAGGUCUGCUGGUGAAGUGCUGGCAAUGCUCUCCUACAGCCCAAAGGACAGACACCUGUAUGUUUGGGACCACAGCUACGUCAGGCUGUAUGUGGUCCACUUCAUCUCUGAUGAGUGAGAAACAUGAUGUCCGAACACGACUGUUACAGUAAAUACUGAGAGCAAAACGCCUGCAGACUUUCAUCUAUUCACUGCAUCUGAAAACUGAUAACUCAAGAGUGACAUACAGUGUGUGUGUCACUGUUUUAAAUAUAUUGUCCUGUGUUACUUUUGUGUUAAGUGAAAUUGUAAUUGACCGUCAAACUAUUUCACUAAAGUAAAUAUGGUUUUGGUUAACAAGACGUUUGCGCUGUUGCCUCACAGCCAGAAGGUCCUGGGUUUGAAUCCGCCACCUGGCCAGGGCCUUUCUGUAUGGAAUUUGCAUGUUUCCCCCAUGUAGUCCAGCUUCUUCCCACAGUCCAAAGACAUCCAGUUAGUGGAGUGAGCUCAACUGGCAAUUAUAAAUUGCCCAUAGGUGUGAAUGUUUGUCUGACUAUCUGUUAGCCCUGCAGCGACUGCUGACCGGUCCAGGGUGUAUCCGUCCUUUCGUGGAAAAAAAAUGUCUGAAUGGAUGGAUGAAGGAAGUGCUGUAUUUACUGUACAUGGAGUUUUCAAAGGACACAAGAUUUACUAAUAGUGUGAAAACUUAUCAUUUUGUAUAAGCUGGCAGUUUAUGCCAAUCAAACCUAUAACUCAACUUUUGUUGCCAUUUGCGUUUUUGCAUGGUGGUCACCACUGCUUGAUUUUUAUACAGAUGCAACUCGUGAUGUCCCUUCCCCCUCUUUCUGUACAUAUAGACAAACCUGCCUUUGUAAGGGAGCAGCACAGCUCUCUGGCUGAACAAGAUAAUAAAAAUAAAAGAAAAAAGAAAAAAAAA
Neolamprologus brichardi is the source of this 1755-nucleotide messenger RNA. Lineage: Eukaryota; Metazoa; Chordata; Actinopteri; Cichliformes; Cichlidae. The record is from RefSeq and is a predicted model, not a curated record.